AGUGACAUUUCAGCUAAAAAAGUUUUGAUAUUUUCAUUGUAAUUUCGAUUAAAUGUCUGCUAAAGUUGUCAAUUUUCACUGAACUUGAACUUUAUGAAACAUUUAAAAACAUAAAAUUUGUCACGGUGUAAUAUCGUGCCCAUUCGUGCCAUCCACUCAUUUGGUGGAGCUGUGCAGCAACAAAAUUGAAAAUGGCCUGGCAACAGAAUUGGUCGCAACCGCUAAACAAUUUUGCGAUGCCUGCCGUUCCGAAUCAGCCGCCGCAAAUGGGUGCCUACAAUCCCAUCAAUUCGAUGCAAUUCAAUCCGACAAUGACACCAGAACAACACUUUGCGAUGCAACAGAACUGGCAGCAGUGGCAAACUUAUCAACAGCAGUAUGCACAAUGGCAAGCUACGUAUGGCGAAAAGUAUCAACAGGAGAUGCAACAGAAAUUUGGUCAAAACACAUCGAUUAUGCCGCCCAUUGUGCCACAAAUGGGUUCGGUGUCAUCCAUGCCACCAACAUCAAUUAGUCAUUUACCUCCACCUCCGCCCAAUCAACCAGCGCCUUUACCACCGCCACCUCCAGAUCAAACAAACAGCAAUAGUUCACAUGAUUCGUCAAAUCAGCGACCAUUUCAAGCGACUGCAGUGUCAGCUAGAUCCACACACUUUCCGAAUCAACCGGCUGUGAAUCAACAGUUUAACAACAGAGGUGUGGCCAGUGGAAUCGGUCAAAAUGCAGUUCCAUUCUCCGGUCACGCUGGACGCAAUCAAUUCGAACCGGUAACCACCAAUAAUGCUGCUCCAACGACAAAUAAGUUUGUCGCCGAGCCAUUGAAUCAAGUCACCGAAGACGUGACCGAUAAGACACCGGAAGAAAAGGCCUUCGACGAGCAGUUUAAAAAGUGGGAAGAAGAGUUUACCAAAUGGAAAUUACAGAAUGCCAAUCAUCCGGACACGCGGGCGUACAUGGAAUACGAGCAGAAAAUGGAAGAAUGUCGAACGAAGUUGCUGGAGCGUAGGGAGCAAAUGAAACGAAGGAAACUGGAAUUGCUGCAACAACAACAACAGCAACAGCAACAGAAACUACAGCAAUUGCAAUCGCCGCUACAAAAUACUUCCGUUCCGCAAGAUCAAUUGUCACGCGUAUCCAAUGAACACAAUCCUAUCGGUUACAGUCAGUCCAGUGGGUCGUCAGAAAUCAACGAUCCAAUGGACAAAGUUAAUUGUAGCAGUGAUGUAGUUCCACCAUCGCUGGAGACUUCCUCAAACAGUCAAUUGUUCAACCGAGGUUCCGUGAUUGGGUCGGGUAUACCAGGAUUGGAUUUGGUUGAGGACAGGCCGAACGAUAACGAUGCAGACGUCGACAACGAUACGGUCGUCAUCAAUGACAUAUCACCGAAACGGGAAGAUAAAAUGGCUCAACCGAUUGCCAACGCUCAACGACCGGACCUAGAAGCCAUUUCCAGGGGAAUCACAAGCAUAUUAGGUGAUCCGAACCUUGCGUCGUUGCUGUCCAACAUCCAAUCGAAAGCGGUUUCGAAUCCGGUAGCAAAAUCUGCCAUUCCAUCGCUACUUGAUAUGAAGAUGCCAGAUAUUGAUCCGGACUCCGUUCCUCGAUUCAACUGGAGAGACGACGAUGACGAUGAUGACGACGACGAUGAUGAUGAUGUUCAUGAGGGCCAAAACUCGCAUUCGUCGUUCCAUCAACCGCAAGAGAUCGACUCGUCCAGCAACAAUCAAUCGAACGAGAACACUCAAGCGAUCAAUUCCAAUCAGCUGAACAAUUGCGACGAUGAUCCAUACGAUGACGAUUUCGAUCCGAAUCGGGAACAUGAACGAUUCGCCGGCGAUAUGAAUUACGAAGACGGUAACGAUGAGGAUGAUCGGCCGUUUCAAAUGAAUCCGAUGGACAGGAACAGAAACGACUAUUCCAGGCCGAUGAUGAAUUCUCGUGACAAUUUCAAUCGGAAAUCGGUCAAUCAAUUCGGUUCGUCGAACUUUAUGAACGACAGUCAGCCGAACGGCGAUAAUUUCAGCAGAAAUCGUUCGAAUUUCCUGAACAGCGACAAUGGGCCGGCCAGUAAUUUCAAUCAAAAUCGGAAUUUCGCCAACGACAAUUUCAACGCGAAUCGAUCCAAUUUCAACGAGAAUAUGCGAGGAAGUGCGGGCAAUUCGCAGCAACAGAACUCCUUCAAUUUCCAAGCGAAUCGAAGGAAUCCGUUCGACAGGUCGACGUUUGGUAACAAUUCGAAUUUCGGCAACGACAGCAACAAUUUCCCGCAAAGUUCGUCAUCGAAUUUCGGUGGCAGUAACAACAACUUCGGAAAGAACUUCAACCAGCCAAUGGCCAACGGUCAAUUCAACAACGACAGCUGUGGAUUUAAUGAGAGAAGUGAUGAUCGGAACAAUUUUGGUGGCGACAGUUCGAACGAUUUUUGUCGUCGAAGGAAUUUCCAAGACUACGACGGACCAAAUUUCACAGACAUCUCCAACUCUCAAUCAAACUAUCGUAACAACAGUCGACCGGACGACAACAAUUUCGGUCAAAACAAUUCCCAGCCCUUCAACAAUGUACAAAACCGUGGCGGACUUCCAGCUGACUCCUUUACAUCGGACAAUGCAAAAGACGAGGAUUUCUUCCGGCCGACCAAAGUCAUUGACUAUUCGGCGAACAGCAAGCGACCCACAACAACAAUGCAAGACGAUGAGGGCAUCAAACCGAUGAAAGUAGUCGAUUACGGUCAUCACACAAUGGGAAUUGUCUCGCGACCGCAAAACUUAUCGCGACCUCGACCAUCCAACAAAUACCUCGCCGGUGACGAUUUCUUUCCAGUCAAGACAAUCGACUACAAUCACUCGUCCAACAAGCAUAUGAUUAAGGAGUACUACUACAGCAUCGUGUCCAAGUGGGAUCCGAACACAAGCAAUGCAAAGUCGCAACAAUUGCAACAAUCGCAACCGAUUCCGAACAGAAGUGUUGUAAUAGAUGUUGGGAGUGGUGGUGGCGUUAGUGGUAGUGGUGGCAACAGCGAUCCAAUGAAACCAAAAUUCCAACCGAAUAGAAGGACAAAGGAGCUGAAGGAGAUCACCUACGAGCAAUUGUCAUCGAUUAAUACGGCGACAAAGCAGGGCAAGAGAUUUAAACGAACGCUAAUCAUGAAGCGAAGCACGGUGAACGACUAUCCCAUUGGCCAUAAAUUCUAUCCGUCGAUAAAGUGGCAAUUAUUAAAUGAGGAAAGCCGGAAGAGGCCGUGUUUGCCGACGAAACGCGGCAAAAGGAAACGGAAAGACGGCCAAAUUAUUCCGUUGAAUAAAGCCAUCCCUGCACCCGAUUCACUGAAUGACUACGAAGAAAUUCUCUCCAAUGACGACGAUUCGCUUGAAGAGUACGAGGGAACGUUGGAUAAUGGUAAAGCUGAUGCAAGGACAGACUAUCGAAAAGUGAAUGCUGCUGCUACAAAACCAUCAACUGGUCGGCCAAUGAGACAAAAUGUUGUACUGUUGGAAGACAUCAUAUACAAUCCGGGUAGACAGGGACGGCCACACAAAAUUGUGAUAAUUAUGAGAGGACCGCCAGGUUCGGGCAAAACUUUUUUGGCGAAAUUGAUAAAGGACAAGGAAGCCGAAAAUGAUGGCGUAGCCGUUCGUAUUCUCAGUAUCGACGACUAUUUCAAAACGGAAAUCGAUGAGGUCAGGAAGUGUCCAGAGACCGGUAAAAAUUUAAACGUGAAGCGAAUGGUUUACGAAUACGAAGAAGACAUGGAGGACACGUACAUGCAAUACUUGAUGAAAUCGUACAAAAAAACGGUGGUCGACGGACUGUUCGAUUUUAUCAUUGUCGAUUCCAUUGCGUCCACACUGCGCCACUACACCGAAUUUUACAAUUUUGCUAAAGCGUACGCGUUCACGCCGUACACAUGCGAAAUGGAAAUGGAUGCCGAUACCUGCUUCAAACGAAACAUUCACCAACGAACGCUGGACGAAAUCAGGCGCUAUUGUAAUAAUUGGUCGAAGACGCCGGAACAAUAUCUGAAAUUGGACUACGACAGUUUCGUUCGAGAUGCGGGACAUGUCGACCAGGAAAAUUAGGUCUGCGUGAGAAUGUUGGCUGCGGGGAUGUAUGGCAUUGUCAAUUUUGCGAUCAUGAUUGUUUAGUCAGUAAGGAAAUAAAAACAAAUUAAUUUCUCAAAGAAUG
Messenger RNA from Bradysia coprophila, 4182 nucleotides. RefSeq lists its product as uncharacterized. Gene Ontology annotation, cellular component: nucleus. Gene Ontology annotation, biological process: regulation of telomere maintenance. The record is from RefSeq and is a predicted model, not a curated record. Lineage: Eukaryota; Metazoa; Arthropoda; Insecta; Diptera; Sciaridae. Gene Ontology annotation, molecular function: ATP binding; kinase activity.